Messenger RNA from Centruroides sculpturatus (bark scorpion), 1929 nucleotides. RefSeq lists its product as uncharacterized. The transcript has 3 exons. Gene Ontology annotation, cellular component: cytosol. Bases 100 to 1383 code for a protein of 427 amino acids. The record is from RefSeq and is a predicted model, not a curated record. Gene Ontology annotation, biological process: neurogenesis. NCBI's taxonomy places the organism in Eukaryota, Metazoa, Arthropoda, Arachnida, Scorpiones, Buthidae.
CCAGCCAAUUACCGUGAUGAUUUCUUUCUACUUCUAAGCGCUGUUGCCUCCGUUCUUCGACGUCAACUCGAGAGUUCAGUGCGGAAACGAGCCGAGGAAAUGGCGGAUCGACAGGUGCAGAGUCAGCUUUCUUCGAGUGGGAUACGAAUCCGAAACGAAAAAAACGAAGAAAUUGUUAUAUCAGAAGCUCAGUUAAGUAAAGUCCUGAACAGGCAAUUGGAACUUCUCAUUACAUAUGUUGAAAAUUCUAAAGUACUGUUUAUGCCUUAUCCAAUCGAGACCAUCAGACAAUUCGUUACUUAUUUACAGACGGACGAUCCCGGAUUGACUUCUAUUACAAACGGGUUCGAUCUGUAUCAUCUGAGUUUAAGAUACGAGUUAGACCAUUUAAGUAAGAAAUGCAAAUUAUUUAUCAUUGGGCAAAUAAAUCUGCAUACCGUCUGCGCAAUCCACGAUUUUGCACGUGAGAUCGGUGAUCUAGUCAUAACUUAUCAUUGCUGGCUAGCUUUCGACCAACUCGGAGAAAGACUAUUUACAACAGUCGACUUUAUGUGCUGUAAAAUUGCAACAAUUGAUAGACUGCUCUCUCGAGCGAUAUAUGAAUCUGUCAGUGAAUUGCGUUUACUCGGAGCCGUGUAUCAGUGGAGCACAGAAGAAGUUAAAAGAAUAUUGGGUGAAGUCAACUUUCAUUCGAUGAAUGAAGAGUCGAAAAGAAAUGAAAUAAGAAAUGUUAUGAAGCCAUUUAUUGGAAAAGUCAGAUUUCUUGCCAUGAAUGAAUACGAAUUGCAAUCUUGUCUUUAUACAAUGAACUUGUUAAGCACAAUAGAAAAGAGUCAUAUCUGGUAUGCUUAUAAGACUGGUAAUUCUUCCUUGUAUCCCAGUUACUUCAGUCGAGAAACAAAAACCAGAAGCGGAAUAAAUUAUUUUAGCUUGUUCUCGUACAUAAAUCGUGGAGUUCCUUUUAUGGUCGCAAACAGAAAGAUGGAAGGUUACAUAUAUUUUAGCAGCGAAGUAGUUGUGAUGGAAGAUUGUUACGUCACGGCUCUUCGAUUUCCGGUGGAGCUUGGCGAAUGUUUUCGAAUGUGCGUAAACGGGUAUAUUAACUCUUUGGACAACAAGCAGUUUUCGUUUGACACCGUAUGCAAUCCAGAGGGAGUAGCAAAUCUGCAAACGAAUUUGUAUGUAGAAAAAUAUUGGUCAAUUCGUUUAUUUGCUUUCUUUUACCUCGCUGAAGAUGUCCAACCCGAUAUCGAGUUUUCACCUGAACUGAGUUACUUUGUGAGCGACGAAGGAACAGAUGCCAGGAAAUUUGAAGAUAAAUUUCUAACCUGUGACAGAAACCUUAUGACUAAUAUUUACUUUUUGGUUGAUUUAUAUUUUUGAUGUCAAAAAAUUUCCCUCGAAAAAAGUGAAAUCUAAACGAGAAUAUAAUGUAAAGUUAAAUUCGAAUAUUAUUAUUUCUUACGGUAUCACUGUAAGAUUUCCGCAAAAUGUGUGUCUACGGGAACGAGAUAAUAAAUUUAUUGGAUUUACAGAAAAUAAAAUUGAAAUAUAAAGUGCUUAUUAAUGUAUUUGAUUUGAAAUGUAAAUUGUUGUUAGUCGAGUUGUUUAUAAUUCAAAAUUUAGUAUUUGCAAAUAUAUCAUCAUCAAGAACGUUUAUAAUUAUCAUCAUUUUAAUGAUAAUUACGUGCGUGAUUUUAUUUUUUAUUGUAGUAGAUGUUCGAAAAACAAAUAUAAUUACAAUGUGACAGCAUUAAUCUUUUCUUUUUUCGUGUUAAUGACGAUAGAAAUAUGGAAAGUUAAGACUAGAAUUUUCGUCUAAAUGUAAGAGCUAUACGAUAUCGACAUUUGAUUAAUUUAAACAAAAAUUAAACAGUAGCAAUAACAAAUCUGUCGUUUAUUUUUAUGUAAAUUUUAGAUACAGAUAAU